GGUGAAUAGGACUUUGGCGCCCUCUGGUGGAGGCCAUCCUGUGGGAGGAGAGGGCGCAGGUCCGGUUGUUAUGGUGAAGCAUUUCCCCAGAGGGCUGGCUGGAGCAGCAGGAGCAGAGGACAGCAGCUGAUUCGGUUUCACUGUCGCAGAGCUGCUCAGGACCUACAGCUGACCUACAGUUCAACAGCUACAGACAGGCGACAGUGUUGUCGACCUAUGGAGGCUUAGUGUGCUGCUUUCUUCCUGAAGACCUGCUGAAAAAGGCGCUAACAACAAAAACAUCAAGUUGGUCUGUCCACUCAACACCAAAAGCAAUUUGAAUCCUGAAUCCUUUUAGCUUUCACUACCUUGUGAUAAUUCUUUGAAAUCCUCCUUUACAUCAAAACUUAAACUUCCAAAGUCUCCUAGUUCACUUACUCCAUUCUCUCAACAUGAUUUUUCAAAGACUUUACCCUCAGUUGGACUUUGGACACAGUCACCCAUACUAUGGAUUAGAGGCUGAGAUGGAGCUCCUAACCUGGAGAUAAGCUUGAAUUGUUUCCUUUUCUCCUUCAGUUGAGUCCUUUUGAUAUGGAUGGAAGGACUGACAGUUGGCUGCAAUCCACAGCUUGGAUUAGGAUGUUUCGGAUAUAUUGCUCUCAGCUUUUUUCCCUGGCACCAUAACAGUCAUUGUCUGAAGGAUGGGAAAGAGACAUGGCAACUACUUUACAAGUUCCUUUGUAAAAUCAUGUAGAUAUCUUCCAUGUGAUUGUACAACAUAAGCUGUUUUUUCACCACAUUUUUGGAUUUUUUUUUCUGUUUUUUUUUUUUUUUUAUAUAUAUAUAAUUUAUUAAACAAAAGGCAUUCUGAAUAAACAGGAGCAUUUUGUGCACUCCCACAGGCCCUAAUCUAGGCCUGUUUGGCCUUACAAAAGGGCCUCUUUCAGGGGCAAAAGGGAGGCAUACAAGAAAUCUGGAAACGGAAACGUCUUUUCAAUAUCCUGAAGAGAACUGAUCAGGAAUACAGAAACAACAGCCAAGCGCCCGUAGUGUGGCGGUGACAUGGCUGCAGAACACGGUGAGCUGCUGGCCGAGAUGGCCACCGUCGGACGCCUGAGUGCAACUGAGCGCUUGAAGCACGCCCAGAAGCGGCGCGCUCAGCAGCUGAAGGCGUGGGCACAGAUGGAAAAGGAUGCAGUGCGAGGAUCAAGGGCCAAAGCAGACAAACGGAAGAAGGCACGGACCAACAAAGUGAAGUUUCCCAACACUAUUACCCUGCUGGAUGCUGCUGCACGCUGUGACCUGGAUGAAGUGAGAGAACUACUCAACAGUGGUGUCAGCCCAGAUCUGGUCAAUGAGGAUGGACUCACAGCUCUACAUCAGUGCUGCAUUGAUGACUUUGUGGACAUAGUGCAGUGCCUGCUGGAUGGCGGUGCCUGUGUGAACGCCUGUGACAGUGAGCUGUGGACACCGCUGCACGCUGCUGCCACCUGUGGACACACUGGGCUUGUGCAGCUCCUGAUACAGGCUGGGGCUGACCUGCUGGCUGUCAAUGCAGAUGGUAAUAUGCCCUAUGACCUCUGUGAAGAUGAGGCCACGCUUGAGCUGCUGGAGAUGGUGAUGGCUGAGCAGGGUAUAACUCAGGAGCGCAUCGAUGAAUGUCGAGGGGCUAAAGAAGCGGCCAUGCUGACCGACGUUCAGGCUCUGGUUCAAAAUGGAGCUGACCUAAACACUCAGGACGAUAAUGGAGCGACUCUGCUCCACAUAGCGUCGGCUAACGGCUACACAUCUGUGGCAGAGCUUCUUCUCGAGCACAGAGCUAAGGUGGAAGUGAAGGACUGUGAUGGCUGGACACCGCUACACGCUGCCGCCUGCUGGGGACAAAUCCAAAUGGUAGAACUUUUGGUGGCCCAUGGAGCCAGUUUAAACACCAAGUCUAUCCUGGAGGAGACUCCUCUGGAUGUGUGUAUGGAUGAUGAGGUCAGAGCCAAACUGAUGGAAUUGAAGCACAAACAUGAUGCCAUCAAGAGGAGCCAAGACCGGCAGAAAGGAUCCCUGCAAAGACGAGCCUCCAGUGCUGGAAGCAGAGGUAAGGUGGUACGUCGUGUCAGUGUGAAUGAGCGCUCCAGUCUGUACCGGCGGGAGCAUCACAAAGAGGCCAUGGUGUGGCAGGAGCGAGGUCGACAGCCAGAGCCACAGGACGACGAUGAGGACCGACAAACAGACAAUGAGCUCCACCAGCAUGCCACCAUGGUUGCCGGUGGAGAAGCCACAUCACGUUUAGAAGAACUGGAGGCUGCAGACAGGAAAAUAAUGUCCAACCUUGGUAAUGGAGGGACCUCUGUUUCUCUGGCCUCCUCUGUACCAGGAGAGCUGUGGACUGGUGGAGGUCUCAUGGAGCGUAGCGCCUCCUACCAGCUCAGCCCUGCGUCAGCAGCCGGGUCGGGAUCAGGUUCUGGUACCGCAGACAAUGAGGUGGCUGACAAUAUGACUCGUGAGAAAUCUCACCACACCCUGGCCGACCUAAAACGCCAGAGAGCAGCUGCCAAGCUCAAUAAAUACCCAGCUCCUCCACCGCCGCUGCCCCCCACCGUAGAGGAGCAGCCUUCUAGUGCAGCGACCGAGGCAACAACCUCUCAGACACUGACAGAGGUCCAACUGACACCCAUUCCAGUGGAGGAGGUGUCACCAAACCAGGUUUACUUCACCCAUGCCAGUGGAGAUCCUCCACUGCUGAAACUCAGAGCACCUGAGGAGGAGCAGCCGACCAAUAAGGAGCCGUGCUGUGGACUCAUGUAGACAGACUUGAACAGAGACACUCACUGCCUGCAGAGAAGAGAACUGGCAGUGUAACACUCCAAGUGGCAAAAAAAGCUUAGAAAAAAGGUGUGCUUGAAAUGGAUUAUUAAGAUUGUACGUUAGGGCCACAUGCCAAUAACAGAUUACUCUAAACUUAAUUUCAGUGGAGUGAGGCACAACCUUUGUGCUUCUUAAACUCCGAUCGCUGCACUCAUGGCACUGAAAGUCUUAGGCAUGCCCUGAUUUGGAGGAUUUACGGUUUGUAGGACGUCAUUUCUUUAAUAGUAACUCACAGGAGAAUUUGAGAUUCAGUGUUAAAAUCAAAACAAAGUUUCCCUUUUCUGUGUUCAUGACCUUACUCGUUGCUUACUCACAAACGGUGCAAAUUAAAUUGAAAAGCUUUGAAUCAUGAGAUUAUUUAUGUAAAGCUGAAUAAAAUCAAGCAGCAGCUUUAAGAUAUAAAUGAUAAAUUUUCAGUUUUCUCGACUGUCACUAUGAAGGGUACAAAAUCUAUGAAUGCUCACUUCUACUUUAUAAUGGUGAGAUUUAUCUGGCUGGGAGAAUGCUUGGUCAUGGUAGUUUACAUACUAGCUACUCUGAAUUUUAUAUUCAAUGAAUGUGUCUUUGAAUUAGGUUUUUUUUUCAUGAACUCAAAAUUGUAUGGCUUUUCUUUUAUUUUUUUUCCAGCACAAAAUGUCUACAUUUCAUUAUUUGUUAUGGUGCAAUUUAUUGAUUAGGUGUUUGUGAAGGAAUGUGAGCUAAUCUAUAUUUAAAUCAUUGAAUCACCCAGCCUAUCUUUAUCAAUCUCAGAUUUCUAUUUUUCUGUCAGUAUUUCUAUUUUUCUACCCCAUAAUUGAAUCACAUUAUUUAUUCUAACACUGAAUAUUACUGAGGGCGUACAUCUCCUGUACCUUAUUGUAAAGAUAAGAGUUUAGGCAAGGUAUUUAUCAGAGAUGAUACAUACAUUUUUUUAAUCAAACCAAUAAUUAUGUGCUUAAUAUUUGUGCCUUCCUUAAGUAGCAGAUUUGUUAUCAUUCUGCAAAGCUUGCACAAAGUCCCAUAUGUUAAAUUGGUGAGGAGUGGGAUGAAAUGAUGUAAAUACUGUGUGAGACAUGGACUCCAACUUGAUGUAUCAAUUUACUGCAGUUUCUUUAUUGCAUCUUGUGAUUUUUACUGAGCCCUAUUUAGAAAAAUAACAAAAUUCAAAAAAUAAUGCUCAAAAACGAGUUUUGUAUUAUUUUUCUGUUUAUUUAAAAGGGACAGAACACAUUAAUGUACAAAAGCACAAAAGACAAAUGUUAACAUGCUGGAGUAAGCAAAACUACUAAUUUACAUCCAUAGUCCCU
This is a messenger RNA of Cheilinus undulatus (humphead wrasse), 4124 nucleotides long. It is a transcript of the gene ppp1r16a, whose product is annotated as protein phosphatase 1, regulatory subunit 16A. The record is from RefSeq and is a predicted model, not a curated record. Gene Ontology annotation, molecular function: enzyme inhibitor activity; phosphatase regulator activity; protein binding. The transcript has 11 exons. The coding region runs from base 1042 to 2778 and encodes 578 amino acids. Gene Ontology annotation, cellular component: cytoplasm. Lineage: Eukaryota; Metazoa; Chordata; Actinopteri; Labriformes; Labridae.